Messenger RNA from Archocentrus centrarchus (flier cichlid), 1551 nucleotides. RefSeq names its product RAS (RAD and GEM)-like GTP-binding 1 (gene rem1). Gene Ontology annotation, biological process: negative regulation of high voltage-gated calcium channel activity. Gene Ontology annotation, cellular component: plasma membrane. Gene Ontology annotation, molecular function: GTP binding; GTPase activity; calcium channel regulator activity. The coding region runs from base 264 to 1193 and encodes 309 amino acids. The transcript has 6 exons. Lineage: Eukaryota; Metazoa; Chordata; Actinopteri; Cichliformes; Cichlidae. The record is from RefSeq and is a predicted model, not a curated record.
CAUCUGUGAUGUGUUGAGUUUCAGUCGGGACACUCUCACACUGACACAGAGGAAGUGAAUUUUCCAUCUCGACUCAUGUGUGAACUAUGGGAAUCCAUUCCUGGCUGAAAAGGAGGGUUACUGUGGCACCAGGGUACUGUUACACUGACAGAGUCAGAGAGACAGAGUUCAGUUCAGUUCUGUUGUUUACUGAAGCUGGACGGAAGCAGCUGUGCAUGGAGUGUACAUGGCCCAUCCUGUCCUAAUGACUUCACCGUAGGAACAUGACCCUCAACACCCAGAGAGAGAAGGAGCCCCUCCGGAGGCGAGGCAGCACACCAGUUCAUCCACUCUACCAGCAACCAUCCUGGCCUCGGGACCCUUGGAUCCCCAGCAGCACCCAGCCUGACCCAGAGCAGCCCCGUCCCCAGCGCAGCCACCCACCUCUGGGACAGUCAGCGUCCUACCACCCUGGAGACAAGUCCCUCCACUAUCGCGCCCAGUGGAGUUCAGACUCAGAUGAUGACUCACAGAGUGAUUCGGACUGUGUUUACAGAGUGGUGCUGCUUGGUGAUCACGGAGUCGGAAAGACUAGCCUCGCAGGAAUCUUUGCCGGGAUCACAGACAAGGAUGAACAACCUGGAGAAGACAUAUAUGAGAGGACACUGACUGUAGAUGGAGAGGAAACCACACUCAUCGUCAUGGAUAACUGGGAGAAUGACAAAAUGGAGGGGGAGGACGGGCCCUCUCACAAUGAAUGUCUGAAGGUGGGGAGUGCUUAUGUCAUCGUCUACUCGGUCACCGACCGCUCAAGCUUUGAUUCUGCUGCUGAGCUCCGCAUCACACUGCGACGCACCCGCCAGGCCGAGAACCUUCCCAUCAUCCUUGUGGGAAACAAGAGCGACUUAGUCCGGUCCAGAGAAGUUGCUGUGGAAGAGGGCCGAGCGUGUGCGGUCGUGUUUGACUGCAAAUUCAUUGAGACGUCAGCGUCGCUUCAGCACAAUGUGACUGAGCUUUUUGAGGGUGUAGUCCGGCAGAUCCGCCUUCGUCGGGACAGCAGCGAGACCAUUCAACGCAGACGCUCCAUCUAUAAACGGAAAGAGAGCCUCACCCGUAAGGCCCGGCGCUUCCUGGACCGACUGGUGGCACGCAACAACCAGCGCAUGGCGGUGAAAGUGCGGUCCAAGAGCUGCCACGACUUGGCCGUUCUCUGAAUUCAUCUGUCCACCAGGAAGUUUUGUGACGCCCUGGAGCUGUCUCUGGUCAUGAUAUCGUGGACAGUGGUGUCUGCGGUGAUGCUCAGCAAGCUGACGGUGUCAGACAAUUUCAGCAGUGAGCUCGUACAUCAGCAGACAGCUACAUACUCACUGUGAUCAGCUCCCUUUUUGACCAUCUGAUGUCAAAAUUUUGGGGCUUUUUCACCAAAUGACUUAAAUAUGGAGACUAAGUGUUCAAUGUUCGGUGUGAGAGUGUGUGUGGAUCACGUCCUGUAGUUUCCACUGUGUCUCUUGUGUUUUCCUGAAGUUUCGACUGUUUUUAGUUCCACACUGUGCAGAAUAAAAAGUCUUAACA